This is a messenger RNA of Parathielavia appendiculata, 790 nucleotides long. RefSeq names its product nagb/rpia/CoA transferase-like protein. Gene Ontology annotation, cellular component: mitochondrion. The record is from RefSeq and is a predicted model, not a curated record. Lineage: Eukaryota; Fungi; Ascomycota; Sordariomycetes; Sordariales; Chaetomiaceae. Bases 6 to 776 code for a protein of 256 amino acids. The transcript is spliced from 2 exons. Gene Ontology annotation, molecular function: 5-formyltetrahydrofolate cyclo-ligase activity. Gene Ontology annotation, biological process: folic acid-containing compound biosynthetic process; tetrahydrofolate interconversion.
UCCAAAUGUCACAAACGGCAGAGAUGAACGCAACCGCGCCGCUGAACGUCGCCAAGCGCAACCUCCGAGCUGCCCUGAAGCUGAAGCUCAAGGAUGUCUCACACAACUCAAUACUAUCACAAAGCUCAACCGUGUUCAAGACGCUCAAAACACUAGACGCUUAUCGCAGCGCUAAGCGCAUCAGCGUCUUUCUCUCCAUGCCCACCGGUGAAAUUCAAACCGAUGCCAUUGUGAGGGACGCGCUUCGGGCCGGCAAAGACGUCUUCAUCCCCUAUCUCUACAAAAACCCGGCCGCGGGCCCCGGUCUUCCCGCGCGCAUCAUGGACAUGGUUCGUCUGAGAGACGUCGCCGACUACGAAUCGCUGCAGCCAGACAAGUGGGGGAUCCCGAGCAUCGAUCCGGCGACCAUUCCUGAGAGGCAGCGAGUACUAGGCGACCCCGACAUCCAGCACUCUGACAGCACUCUGCUGGACCUCGUCCUGAUGCCUGGGGUUGCCUUCGACAUCGAGCCCGACAACGGCGCCGUCCGGCGGCUCGGACACGGCAAAGGCUUCUAUGACUACUUCCUCUUUCGGCACAGGCUAAAGGCGACUUCGCUUGGGCAGCAAGAGUUCCCUGCAUUACUUCUUGGCUUAGCCCUGUCUGAGCAGUUCCUAUCUCCAUCCGAGGGGCCCGUACCUGUUGGUCCCCUAGAUCAACCACUGAACGGCCUCGUCCUCGGCAACGGCGACAUCAAGGGCCCGCUGGCCGCUGCUCCUUUGAAUGAAACAGAUUGAUUCCACACCGUCUU